Molecule: messenger RNA, 1642 nt
Organism: Amblyraja radiata (thorny skate)
Lineage: Eukaryota; Metazoa; Chordata; Chondrichthyes; Rajiformes; Rajidae
Gene: ttc1
Product: tetratricopeptide repeat domain 1
Exons: 8
Coding region: 200-1150 (316 amino acids)
Molecular function (GO): protein binding
Source: RefSeq, a predicted model, not a curated record
UAACAUUUAAAGCUGAUAGCAACCGAAGUCUCGCUUCUUCCUGGAUGCUUCCCUAGAAUAACAGUCCAAACACAGUGAUUUGGAUUAGGCCUGGGAACAAAUGCCAGUUUACCAGGCGAGGCACGAAAUACAGUGAAAUGAACCGCUACACUUUUGUAACCUCUGUACAGUGACGACCUCGCAAAAAUUUGACUUGCAAAUGGAUAGAGAAUCAGAAGAGAGAAAGAUUCUUGAAAAACUGGGGACUUGUUUAAACAUUUCAGUUGAUGAGACAGAGAAGCAGAAUGUAUUUGCUGACCAAUUAAGUUGCAAAACAACUUCGUGCAUGCUAUCCACGGUGGAUAGUGAUGUUUCGGGAGCCGAUGGUAAUGUUGAGAAGCCACAAUUAGAUAAUAGUGCUAAUGAUCAAGAGUUAGCAGAAGAACAUUUCUUUGAAUGCAAAGAAUCACUUGAGACUGAUGGAUUUGCAGACGUGGAAGAAGAUGAGACAAAUGGGGAACAAGAGAAUGAUUCUGAAAUAAAGGAAACCAAGAAGCUUGAAUUUGAUGAAGAAUAUUUGCGAGAAUUGGAAAAAGAUCUGCCUGAAGAAGAGAAAAAGCGAAGAGAAAUUGAGAGUUUGACGCUAAAAGAAGUCGGCAAUGGGCAAUUUAAAAAAGCAGAGUAUCCAGAGGCUGAGAGCUCAUACACAGAAGCUCUUGGUAUUUGCCCGGCCUGCAACCAGAAGGAUAGAUCUAUUCUCUAUUCCAAUAGAGCUGCUGCUAGAAUUAAACUGGAUAAUACAGAAGAUGCCAUAUCUGAUUGUACCAAAGCUAUUGAAUUAAAUCCCUGUUAUAUGCGUGCUAUACUGAGGAGGGCAGAGGUGUAUGAGAAAACAGAAAAACUUGAUGAAGCUCUACAGGAUUAUAAAACUAUUGUAGAGAAAGAUCCAUCAAUAGUUCAAGCCAGAGAAGCCUGCAUGCGGUUACCGCAGCAAAUUGAAGAAAGAAAUGAGAAGAUGAAAGAAGAGAUGCUAGGCAAGCUGAAAGAUCUUGGCAACAUGGUUCUGCGACCUUUUGGCCUGUCCACUGACAACUUCCUGUUAAACAAGGAUACAAACUCCGGCUCAUACUCUGUCAACUUUGUGCAAAACCCAAAUAACAAUAAUAGAUAAUGCUUAUUACUGGUAAUAGCUCAGUCUAAGGGUGUGCAUGGAACAAAAUUUAGUUGUUAAAUUAUAAAAUACUGCUUUUCUAUUCUCCCAGCAAACAGAUUUGUUCCAAUUAUUGCUGCAUUUUUGCAGGUACUUGUAUAGUUUUAAGACACUUGAUUUGAGCUGCUCUUUGGAAGUAAAGGCAACAGUUGCAGCUCUAAGAUAUAUUUGUCGUUAAAUUUGGAUGUAUUAAACAAAGUAUGGCGUUUGGAAACAAAUUUCUUCAUUUUCGUUAAAUGCAGAUGAAAAUCACCAUGUAACACAGGGUAGAUUUUUGUUUGAGAUCUGCAAACAACUGAUGAGAUGUCUAGUUAUAUACUGUUGAUCAUGUUGAAUAACUCCUUGUUUUAAACUUCCUUGUUUUCUGUGAACUUAAAAAAUAAAGUUAGAAUAUACUUUCAUGAUUCAGAGAACUUACUGGAAAUAAAAUAUUAAAGCUGUACUUCAUUUUGA